Messenger RNA from Raphanus sativus (radish), 1243 nucleotides. RefSeq names its product very-long-chain aldehyde decarbonylase CER3-like. The transcript has 6 exons. Lineage: Eukaryota; Viridiplantae; Streptophyta; Magnoliopsida; Brassicales; Brassicaceae. The record is from RefSeq and is a predicted model, not a curated record. Bases 78 to 1052 code for a protein of 324 amino acids.
ACUAACUUUGAUGUUUGAGUGUAGGGGAACGGAAGAGAGUACCGGAGUUUGUGUUCUUGGCUCAUGGGGUAGAUGUGAUGUCGGCGAUGCAUGCCCCGUUUGUGUUCAGAUCGUUCGCUUCAAUGCCAUACACAACGAGGCUCUUCUUGCUGCCCAUGUGGCCAUUCACGUUCAUAGUGAUGUUGGGCAUGUGGGCCUGGUCAAAGACUUUCCUUUUCAGCUUCUAUACCCUCAGAAACAAGCUUUGCCAGACUUGGGGCGUUCCCAGAUUCGGAUUCCAAUACUUUUUACCGAUUGCUAAACAAGGCAUUAACAACCAGAUCGAGAAUGCGAUUCUUAGGGCCGAUAAGAUUGGUGUUAAAGUUAUAAGCUUGGCUGCUUUGAACAAGAACGAAGCUCUAAAUGGUGGUGGGACGUUGUUUGUCAACAAGCAUCCUAACCUUAGAGUUCGUGUGGUCCAUGGGAACACUUUAACCGCGGCAGUGAUUCUCAAUGAGAUUCCAAAAGAUGUGAAAGAGGUUUUCUUGACAGGAGCUACGUCUAAGCUGGGAAGAGCCAUCGCUCUCUACCUCUGUCGUCGUGGAGUGAGAGUUCUCAUGUUGACACUAUCGAUGGAGAGAUUCCAGAAGAUUCAGAAAGAAGCUCCUGUUGAGUUUCAGAACUACCUUGUACAAGUGACCAAAUACAACGCUGCUCAGAACUGCAAGACUUGGAUCGUUGGGAAAUGGUUAACGCCAAGAGAACAGAGCUGGGCUCCUAAAGGAACGCAUUUCCACCAGUUUGUGGUGCCACCAAUCCUCAACUUCAGAAGGAACUGUACUUACGGAGAUCUAGCUGCAAUGAGGCUCCCUGAAGAUGUUCAAGGACUUGGAACCUGCGAGUACACAAUGGACAGAGGGGUUGUGCAUGCAUGCCAUGCAGGAGGAGUGGUUCAUAUGCUGGAGGGUUGGGAGCAUCAUGAGGUUGGAGCCAUAGACGUUGACCGUAUUGACUUGGUGUGGGACGCAGCCAUGAGACACGGCCUUCGCUCUGUUUCUUCACUCACUAGAUGAGUGAUAAGAGGCUCUUUUGAUUGUUGUGUUUGCUCUCCCAAGAUUGGUCAUUCUUUGGAACGGUGAAGCAUGCAAGCAGGUUGAAAAAAGAUGUAGACCGUCACCGUAUGCUAUUAUUUCACCUUUUAUUUAAGAUGUACUUCACUUUAUAACAAUUUCCCUAAAUAGUAUAUCGACAAAGCUUUUAAUUA